AUCUCAUGGCGAGCGACAUCAACAAGCUCUGCACUUCAGUCCUAGAUGACUUGGCAAAAAUCAUUAGGGAAUAUCCCGAGAUUUUCUCGGACGACUUGCCAAGUGGACUGCCACUCGAACGACCCCAGGACCACAAAAUCAAGCUGGAGCCCGGCGCGCAGCCUACUGUACGAACUCAAUGGCGCCUGACUCAGCCCGAGCUACACGAAUUACGAAAUCAACUUGACUACAAGUUGACAAAAAGGUUUUUUUGGCCAAGCACGUCCCUGUUUGCAACACCAAUCCUGUUCACCACAAAGAAGGACGACAGGCUUCGCAUGUGUACGGACUAUCGUGCCCUUAAUCGGGUAACAAUUAAAUCGCGCUACCUAACCCCACGCACGGACGAGCUGAUUGACAAUCUUCGCGAAGCUCGCUACUUUUCAAAGAUCGACCUUCGUGGCGGUUACCUUCAAAUUUGGGUGUUCACUGACGACUGCCACAAGACCGCGUUUCGUACUCGCUACGAGAGUUUCCGAAUGCACGGUGAUGCUGUUUGGAUGAACGAACGCCCCCUCGAUAUUCCAGCUCACCAUGAAGGGGGUGUUCCGCGAUCUACUCAACAAAUGUGUGAUAACUUGCUUGGAUGGCAUCCUGAUCUACAGCAAGACCCGGGAGCAACAUUUAAAGGAUUUGGAAGCGGGUUUUCAGUGACUGCAGCAGAAUCACCUCAUCACCAAGGGCUCCAGGUGCGAGUUUUUUUAACAAAAACAGGAGUUCCUGGGGGCACGAAAUCUUCACAGAGGGGAUACAAAUAGACCUAAAAAAAUCUGGGUUAUUCA
This is a messenger RNA of Closterium sp. NIES-67, 821 nucleotides long. The record is from the annotation of a GenBank genome assembly. Lineage: Eukaryota; Viridiplantae; Streptophyta; Zygnematophyceae; Desmidiales; Closteriaceae.